UUCACCCCACUAUCUCCCUCCCUUUGGGUUUCUUCUCUGCUUAAACCCCUUUUAUCUAUAUGGAAGAGGAAGAUCAAAAAGAACUGCAGCUGCUCCCCAUUCCUCUCGCCAUAGCUUCAUCAUCCCACAUGUCAUCUAGGGCUUCUGAUUCUUCUUCACUAAUGUAUCGAUCGACAACGGCGGCCAACACUGAUCAAUACGAAGGGCCUUCACUUGACUUGCAACUAUCAAUCAGUCUAAGACCAAUCGAGCGACCAUCAAAUUGUGUUCUGGAAGGCUCCAUUUGUGACUUUGGUGAUGGUAAGGCCGAAACAAGCUGCGUCGAGUCUUUGAAAUGGCAGGCGGCGGAGCAAAUUCGGUUGGCAGCUAUUGAAAAGGCUUAUGCAGAGAGAGUGAGGGAGUUUACAAAGAGGGAAAUGGAGAUGGCACAGUCUGAAUUUGCAAGAGCUAGGCAUAUGUGGCAAAGAGCAAGGGAGGAAGUGGCAAAAGCUGAGAGAAUGAAGGAGAGAGCGACAAGGCAGAUAGAUUCUACGUGCAUGGAGAUUACUUGCCAGUCUUGCAGGCAAAGGUUCAGGCCUUAAUUUUUUUUAUAUAUCAAACCCUGCUUGUUUAAUUAAAGAUAUAGCCGAGUUUUUUUUUUUUUUCCAUUGCCAAGUUGUUGUUUGAGGGGUUUGAAAAUUUGUGCAUUGGAUGCAACUAAGAGCACAAUAAAAGCAGAAUGAGAACUGUGCGAUGUGUAUUGAUGAAAAAUUGAAAUGAGGAUGAUGGAUAUAUUUUUCCAUGGAAUUUGAAUUCCAAAAUUCAUCUUUCAAUUAUAUUUUUGUUGAUGCUUUAAGCAAUGUUGAUGAUAUUGUCAAGCUUGGCCUUCAUGAAUGAGCAAUUUGAUCAACAAUAUCAUCGAUCAAACAGCAAACUGAGAUAUGCUCGAGGUUCAAAUUUUACCAGGACAACAAAGAGGAUCAUAACAAUGGCAUGU
This is a messenger RNA of Durio zibethinus, 976 nucleotides long. RefSeq lists its product as uncharacterized. Gene Ontology annotation, cellular component: nucleus. The record is from RefSeq and is a predicted model, not a curated record. NCBI's taxonomy places the organism in Eukaryota, Viridiplantae, Streptophyta, Magnoliopsida, Malvales, Malvaceae. Gene Ontology annotation, biological process: gravitropism.